Messenger RNA from Andrographis paniculata, 2179 nucleotides. RefSeq names its product FRIGIDA-like protein 3. Lineage: Eukaryota; Viridiplantae; Streptophyta; Magnoliopsida; Lamiales; Acanthaceae. The record is from RefSeq and is a predicted model, not a curated record. The coding region runs from base 179 to 1843 and encodes 554 amino acids. The transcript has 4 exons.
ACAACUUAUCGUAGCUACGCACUUUCCUCUUUCCCCAAUAUUCCUCUCUUCUCCUCUCCUAGGGAUUCGCUGAGCUCACCAAUCUCCCAACCACCAUGGUUUGAUUCUUCAAUUCCGCCGCCGCCGCUAUCCCCUUCCUUUUCCGCCGCCGCCCCCCCUCCGAUCCGUAUUCAAUAUCAUGGAAGAAAAUUUAUCUGCUGCCACGCUAAUGGACUCCACAGCCUCUAAGAUACAACAACUUCAGAAGGCAUUUGCUGAACUUGAAAGUCACCGGGCUGUCACUCUCAAUAUGAAAUGGAAACAGCUUGAGGAACAUUUUAAUGGGCUUCAGAAAUCUUUGAAGAGACGAUUCACUGAACUGGAAGAGCAGGAAAAGGAAUUUGAAAGCAAAAUAGUUGAAUCCAGAGAGAUGUUGGAGAAGCGUAAAGCUGCUGUCUUUGCCAAGGAGCAAACUUCACUGGAAAAGCUCCAAGAGAAGCGGGAUGCUGCUGUGUCAGCCAUUUUGACUGCUAUGAACAAGCCGAUCUCUUCGAGUUUGGGUGUCAGUGGUUUUGAGAACAAAUGUGAAGCACUAGUUUUAGAGGAAAAAACACCUGCUGCACUAGUUACUGCGAGCAAUACAGAUGGUGCCAAAAUGAUCGUUGAAAAUACGAGCGUUCAGGUUAAAGCAUAUCCAGAGCUAGUGAAACUUUGCCAGGAGAUGAAUUCUGAUGGGCUCCACAAAUUUAUAUCAGACAACCGCAAGGACCUUGUCACACUGAGGGAGGAAAUUCCUAUUGCAUUAAAAGCUGCAUCUGAUCCUGCUUCAUUAGUUCUGGACUCACUUAAAGGUUUCUACGGCACAGACGUGCCCAAUUCAGAUGCUAAAAAAGACUCAAACCUAUUGGGUAUCCGCCGAACCUGCAUCAUGUUGAUGGAAUGCCUCAGUUGUUUAUUCCAAAAUUUGGACUCUGGCUCCCCUUCUGUUUUCGUCUCAGAAAAUUCUAAGGAUCGAGCUAAAGUUAUUGCUGAAGAGUGGAAACCAAAGUUGGAUUAUCUUGACAUUGAUGCUAGCAAUGGGAAUUCCUUGGAGGCACAUGCAUUCCUGCAACUCCUGGCUAGUUUUGGCAUCAAUUCAGAUUUUGAUCAGGAGUUCUUGUCCAAGUUAAUACCCAUGGUUUCUCGCCGCCGACAGACAGCUGAGUUGUGCCGUUUUCUUGGCUUGUCAGACAAAAUGCCAGGUGUUAUUGAUGUCUUGGUAAAGAAUGGAAGACAGAUUGAUGCUGUCAAUUUAGCAUUUGCAUUUGAGCUCACCAACCAAUUCUCACCUGUUUCGUUGCUGACAUCCUACUUGUCUGAAGCCAAAAAGGUGACAUCUCCUGCCAAACCUGGAAAUGCAUCCCCGUCUGGGUUGACCCAGAGCGAUGUAAACGAGAAAGAACUGGCUGCCCUCAAGGCCGUGAUUAAAUGCGUCGAAGAUCACAAGCUCGAAGCCCAGUUCCCUGUAGAUCCGCUCCAGAAACAGGUUGUGGAAAUUGAGAAAGCAAAGGCAGACAAGAAGCGCGCAACAGACGUCGGGAAGCCUCAAUCCAAACGGCCGCGUGGUGCCAAUGGCGUCGCAGCAGCUCACGCUCCUCGAGCAGCCCCCAACAUCAUCGCCAACGACAAGAACUUCUAUGCCAGAAUCCCCGAAAGGUACCCACAAUACGUCUACGACAGGCCGCCCUAUGCUUACCCUGCACCACCACCGCCGCCUCAGCACCACCACAUCCCACCGCCGCCAUAUGUUCCGGCAGCCGCCGCGUACAGCUUCACUCCAGGUAACUUUUACCAGUAUCAGACUGCUGCCGCCUAUCUGCACUAAUUCCAAAUGAGAGAUGAUAUGCUGAACCAAGAUCAAGAUGGUGAUGGUGAUGGUGAUGGUGAUGAUCUGAUUAACUCUACUAGUGUUGACCCCUUUAUUAAUUUUAAUUUCCAUGUCUGUUGUUUAAUUAAUGUUCAACUUUCCAGCAACUUUUUAAUAUUCCAAAAUUAUAUUAAAAAAAAAAACUAAAAAAAAAAAGAAAAAAAAAAGUUGGGGGGUUAUUAGUGAUGAUGUUAAUUUCUAGUUGGAUGUAAAAGUUGCUAAUAUCAUCUCAUAUGGCUGAUGGAUGUACUCUGCUCUUCUAAUGUUUAUAAUAUUGCAUUAGUGUUGUAUGUA